This is a messenger RNA of Lolium perenne, 1463 nucleotides long. RefSeq names its product probable long-chain-alcohol O-fatty-acyltransferase 4. Gene Ontology annotation, biological process: lipid metabolic process. Lineage: Eukaryota; Viridiplantae; Streptophyta; Magnoliopsida; Poales; Poaceae. The record is from RefSeq and is a predicted model, not a curated record.
CUCCACCGAGCACCCUUCUCUGCUCUCUCUCCCCCCACCCACCCCGAAACGGAGUCAAAGGCAUAGGAACAAAUCCCACAAACAACGCAUAUAUUACCCGCAGCUCGAGAGGCCAAUAGGGUAGUGAUUUCUUUGCGCUCACAACCAUCAUGGCGGCGGCGCUCAUGGACAGCGAGCUCGGGAGCCUCUUAAAGGUCUCGGCGGCGGUGUGGGCGGCUAUGUCCUACGUCCGCGUGGCAUCCGCGUUCAUUCGUCCAGGCGCGGCUCGCCUCGGUGCGCUACUGCCCGUUGUUGCGCUCUUCUAUGCGAUCCCCUUCGCCUUCUCCACCACCACGUUCCGGGGCAUCUCAGCCUUCUUCCUCUGCUGGCUCGGAACCUUCAAGCUCCUCCUCCUCGCUGCUGGCCGCGGUCCCCUGGACCCAUUCCUCUCCCUCCACCACUUCGUCUUCUCCGCCUCUCUGCCCGUCAAGUUCCAGCAGCCCACCUCCUCCAAAGCAAAGAAACAAGAUCCCGCUUCGGCCCAUAGUCGAUACACCCUCGCCAAGAUCCUCAUCUCCGCCACCGUUAUCCCCUUCAUCGUCUACGCGUUUCAGUUCAAACAUGCGAUGGACCAGUGGCAGCUCCUCCUCAUUUACGCCGUCUGCAUGUGGUUGUCCCUGGAGCUCGUCCUGGCGUCGGUCCGCACGCUGAUCCACGGCGUGCUGGGGAUGGAGAUGGAGCCACAGGUGGACCGCCCGUACCUAGCGUCGUCGCUGGGAGAUUUCUGGGGAAGGCGGUGGAACCUCAUGGUACCUGCCAUCCUCCGGCCGUCGGUGUACGGUCCGGUGCGCGCGCGCUUCGGUGUGGCGGCUGGCGUCCUGGUGUCGUUCCUCGUCUCCGGGCUCAUGCACGAGGUGAUCUUCUACUACAUGAUGUGGCAGCCACCCAGUGGUGAUGUGACCGCGUUCUUCGUUCUGCAUGGUGCGUGCACCGCGGCGGAGGGGUGGUGGGCGCGGCAUGCCGGGUGGUGGCGCCCGCCGCGGGUGGUGGCGGUGCCGCUCACGCUGGCGUUCGUGGGUGGUACCGGGUUCUGGAUGUUCUUCCCAGUCAUGAUUAGGGGCGGCCUGGACGAGCUUGUGCUGCACGAGUGGCAGGGCUUUGUGGUGCUCAUGGAGGAGGCCGGACGUUGGCUCGCCGGCGCCAACGGUCAAACUGUUUCGAGCCUCCGCUGACCAAUUGAUACAGAUCUGCUGUCGGGAGCGGUGAAAUGUGUGCCGCACGAUUAAGGAUCCCAAGGGAUACGAUCGUAUUACUUUGUGGUUGGUUCAGAUCUUAAACAUGUGCUAAUUAAUGCUUUCACAUGUGAUUGUAACCUUUGAUCAUUGUUUCAGUUGCUUAUUCUUCCUCGUGUGAUAGAAUAUUAUUACUAGAACAUUAUGGAUACACUAUUUGUUAUCAUAAAUAUAUGUGUUAUUGGUUGUUAA